AUUUUAUUUGACAUUUUAGUUGGCUACGAAAAACGCGACUAACUACUAAGUGCGUGUGUGUGAAUGUUAUAAAAUUUUCAUUUGAUUUUUUAAAAGAAAUUGUAUAAUAUUUAGUUAAAAUCCGAUAAAAUAAUUGUUAAAGAAUAUGCCGAAAUGUCCGCAAAUCGAUAAAAUAUACGGGUAGUUGGUGAUUUUAACAGUGAAAGCAAACAAAAAUAAAAGUGUCAAGUGAUUGUCGGUCUGAAGAGAAGUGAAUAGAGGAGAUUGGUGUGGUGUAAAGGAAUAAGAUGCAAAAGUAAAAUUUGCAAAUUGCAAAAAUGCAAUGUCUUAAAGAUAUCAUAUAUUGUUUAUGAAAUAAAAUCUACUAAGUGUUGAGUUGUUGUUGUUAUUCCUAUUGUGGAAAAAUGCGUUUCAAUUUGCUUUGGACCCAUUGGAGUCUGCUGUUCAUAACGCUGAUAUCGAGUUGCUUCCUGUUUUAUGUUGUUGCCUCCGAGAAUGUAAGACAGCAACAUGCAGUGACACAUGAAUAUAUCAACAGCAACAACAAGAAGUCGACGACGACAAAUGACGCCACAUUGGCAUCAGAUUACUCCCCCAACUCUGCUUCUCCCUCACCACCUGCAGCAGCAACAACGAGAAGUAACGUCGACAGAGGAGAGGCCAGCAUAAAAUCAGCUGAUUACUUAAUAAAAAAUAAUAAACCCCCAUUGAAUGGAAAUCGCCGAGCAAAAACGUUAAAUAUUUUACCAAAUUAUAAAAAAGUGAAAAAAUUGCUUGGUUUUCGAUCAACGCCUCCUAGUCAAGCAGCACCUUCGCCCCCGACGGCGGCGCCAGACAGUCAAGUGCCUGGAGGCCAACAACAUGAACAAAACUUAUUUAAUUUACUCGUAGAUACUCCCAGUCCCAAAGUUCCCAUUACAGCAAAUAGUGAUCCUAGCAAUAAUGAUAGGCCUCCUCCGCUAGCCAAUGAAAAUGAUAGUGUGGAGAAUAGUAAUUUAGAAUCUAGUGAAAAUGUUAAUGACAAUGUCAUUGUGUCAAAUACCGGUAAAGAUGGUAAUUUGGAGGUGGAUACCAGAGGUGGUGAUCCACUAGAGGUGGAACAACAAGAACAGCAUUUGCCAAAUAUUGUGGCCGAAAGCAGCAGCAGCAGCAGCAGUAACAACAACGACGACGACAAUGAACACAAGAAUCGUGUUGACAAUUCUGAUUUUGAUGAUAAUGCCGGCACCGGCACCAGCAAUGAUGGUGAAACACAAAGUCUGCCAGAUAUCACCGACAUCCCCACAGUUACCAUUACCGAAUUGCCUUUGGAAAUUCUCCAGCCACCACCUCAGAAUUCCAUGGACUCGGUAAUAAUUGCCGCCGAUGGCCAGCCGGCCGGUGAUGGACGUGUUCUCAAUCACACCCUGGACAUCGUUGUGGGUGUUAGUGAUGAUGAUGAUGUUAAAAAAGAUGGACAAAUUGUAAAAAUCAAUGAUUCCGGUGGUGGUUCUGGUGACGGUUAUAUGCCAAUAGCACUUAAUAUAGAAAAUCCCGAAGUAAACACAGCCACACCUUCUACACCAACACCAACAGCAACAUCAUCAUCUGCAACAACAACAACAACCGUAAACAUUCCAAAUGAUCUAAGCAGUAAUGCAACCGUACAAGAACAUCCCUCUUCAGAUUCAUCUUCUCACACAGACAGUGGCGGCGGUGGUGUGGAUCAUCAACCCAACAUCAGCUCAUCGCAGGCAUCAUCGACUGAAAAUACAGCCAGCCAAGUGAAUCUCACCACUGAAGAAAAUCCAAUGCCUGUGUUCUCCGAAUGGGCCCAAAAACAAAUGGAAGAGGCCGAAAAGCAAGCCAUGGAACAGGAGCACACCUUCAACAAUUCCGCUCAACGCAAGAACAACACCAAUGGCAAUGGAAAACCGGCCUCUUUGAAAAUUCGUGCAAAAAAUUAUGCCUCACCCGAUUGUGGGGCGAAAAUUAUUGCCUCCAGUGGUGACACCUCAAAUGCGGGGGCCGUUCUCAGUUCAUCGAAGGAUGAGUACAUGUUGAGUCUGUGUGGCAAACGUAUAUGGUUUGUGGUGGAGCUGUGCGAGGCCAUACAGGCACAGAAAAUCGACUUUGCCAAUUUUGAGUUGUACUCAUCGUCACCCCAAAAUUUCACCGUGGCCGUGUCGAAAAGAUUCCCCACCCGCGAAUGGUCAAAUGUGGGACGUUUUGUGGCGGAGGACAAGCGGGCAGUGCAAAGUUUUGAUUUACAUCCCCAUUUGUUUGGGAAAUUCGUACGAGUCGACAUACAUUCGCACUAUUCCAAAGAGCACUUUUGCACGCUUUCGUUAUUUCGUGUUUUUGGUACUUCAGAGUUUGAGGCUUUCGAAACGGAAAAUCACCCGAAUGAAGAUAUAGACGAUUUCGAUGAUGAAGAUUUGCAGGAGCCGGCAAAAAGCCAGUCAGAACCCAAUCUAUUCAAAUCAGCAUCUGACGCAGUGCUGUCCAUUGUCAAGAAGGCCACGGAGUUGGUGGGCAAGCCCUCAAACAAUCAAAAUCAAACAUUUAAAGCCCCUCCCCAAACGGGGGUCUGUCAUACCCCCAUGUAUGGUCUAUUCAGCUGUGCUGAAUGUCCCUCGUCACUGGUGGAACGAGUCAACAAUGCCUUGUCCUGUGAAUUUCGACAAUUGAAUUCAUUGCUGAAUGUGCCGCACAUAAGACAUGACCUGAUAUCCACAAGGAUAUGUGCCAAAAUGUAUGGCAUUGAAACGGCGGCAGCCACAAUUCAACACCAACAACAAUCACAGCAGUUCAAGGAUAUCAAACAAAGUUUUUAUGUAAAUAUUUUACCCAAUGACUAUGUGGGUGCCCUCUGUCAACUCUUAGCUAUGCCCAAGGCCGCCACAAACAAACACCUCCAUCAUUCUCAUCAUCAGCAUCAUCUUGCCAUCAACGAAACGGAAAAGACCAAAAAAGAAGAAACCAGCACAAAUCAAACACUAGACAAGAAAUUCGGCAAAGAAGACCUAGAACUUUUGGAUAAACCCGAAACGAAACUGAUACGACCUGCUGCAGAAACGCCAAUUGUACGAAACGAUAAGUCUGAAGAAAACAUUCGUAUGGAAUCCCUGGAGACCUCGACGGAAGUGCCACUAGACGAUAGUCCACAACAACAGUUACCUAGACCCUUAGAACCAACCGAAGAUGUGGAAGUAACCACAGCAUCGACACCUAACCAUGUAGUAGAGCAACCUAGUAUACCUGAUAAAAAUAUAUUUAAUGUACCUGUCGAAGAGCUAUAUGUCCCAGCCCCAAGCGCACCAUCACCGUCAUCCUCAACCCCAACGCAUUUAGAGACUGAAGUAAAUGAAACGCCAAAUGGCAUGGAAUCAGAUGCACCGCCCAGUUCAUCCGAAAGUUUGGAACACACCACCCCCCUACCGCCGUCGCCAUCAGGCAGCCCCUCAUUGCCGAAAAUAGUAGAGAACAUACCCACAGCCAACACACCAAUGCCAUCACAAACGCCAUCAAUUGCCGCACCACCACAUGCAACACCACCCUCACAAACAGUCACUCAAAAAAGUGAGGAGGAUUCAAAUUCAUGGGAAAAUAUUGAUAUUCUAUUGACAUCGACACCGGCCUCAACGACGGUGCCCGGUAGCAGUGGCGGUGGUGGUGGGGGUUUUAAGGAUGGGGGUUCUGCCUCGAAUCAACAACACAAUGGAGGUGGUGCCGCCACCGGAAGGGAUGCAAGGGACCUCAAUCAGAAAAUAUCGAAUGGUCCCCAAUCGGAAAGUGUUUUCAUUCGACUUUCCAAUCGCAUUAAGGCACUCGAACGUAACAUGUCUCUCUCCGGUCAAUACCUUGAAGAACUAUCGCGACGCUACAAGAAACAAGUCGAAGAACUGCAACAGACACUGACACAACAAACUCUGACCGUACGCACACUGGAGGAACAAAAUCGUCGCCACCAUGAAUUGGAACAGUUGUACGCGCAACGUAAUACCCAACUCAAAAAUGAACUGGAUGACCUAACACUGCAGGUUCAUGCCUGCAUUGUUGUCAUCAUCUUUGUGGGUGCCUUUGUAUUCCUUGUCCUGAUGGUAGGCAUACUCUUCUAUCGUUCGCUGAGACGUGACACCAAAGAGGUACUGGCUCUGUAUGGUAAAAAUAAUGGCAAACGAAAAUCAGAGGCAUCGGCGACGGCAAGUAUUCAAAAGAAAUUAAAUCGUCGCAAAUCAUUUGAGGACUAUUCGGAUCAUCAGCAGCAGCAACAGCAGCGGCGCGAACAAUAUGUCCGCAGUGUCAGCAACAGUGAUAAAAUACGACGACCCAGUGAGGAAGCUAUGCUUAUUUUGAAGGAAUGUAAAUGUGAUAAUAAAUCCAUGGUGGUUGGGAAACCACCCCGCGAUGUAGAAACCGAAAAUUCUUCAACACGACAAAGGAAAAUUUCCAUUUGUUAUGGCAGCAAUAAUAAUAUCAAUUCGGGCAACACUGGUCUCCUGUGUCCACCAUCAUUGCAAGCAACACAAAAAUCCUCUGCUGCUGCGGCAAGACGUAGAGGUGAGAAACAUUCAUGGCCCAAUACAGCCCAGGCCCAACAGCAGGCAUUGCAGCACUUGCAGGAACUAAAUAACGAAGAUAUUGGAGAUUACCCUGAAAAAUCUUCACCCAGGCCGAAAAAAUCCCAGCUAAUAAACGGUUCACAUGCCGCUGCGGGUGUCGCCGCUAACAAUAUUAAAUCGAAAAAGAAAAAAGACUAUUUGAGACGACAGGAAUCGUCUCCACCAGAAAAUAUUGGGCCACAUCAACAGCUAAAUCACACGGCACCUGCCGAGUUGCCAAGUGCCGGGGAGUAUGACGAGAAACUGAUGCUGGACGAAGAUGAUUUGGAUAAUUUUAUACCCAACAAUGAUUUGGCCUACAAUGAGUUCAUGCCAGACGGGCCGCGUGGCUAUCAGUGUCACAAUGUGGCGGACAACCAACAACAUAUAAAUGCCAACAAUCCUGCCUCCUCAUCCUCCUCCUGCUCCACGUCAGCAACGUCGAAAAAGUCCCAGCUAACACCGACCUCAAAAUCCGAGGGCAAUAACAAAAAAGCACGUCGACUAUCUUCGCCAGUUUUCUUCAAAUCGCCAUUUACCAAAUCAUUCAAAGGUAAACUAAACUCCUCCUCCUCCUCAUCCAAAACCAAUAAUGCACCACAUGAAUCAACAUCAUGGGAAUGGUAUCGUUUGCGUAAAUCAUCAUCGGCUAAUAGUGCUAAUAAUGCCAGCGUUAAUAACCCGCAUAAUGCCUAUUUACGUGUCUCACCCAAUGCCAGUUUGGACUCAUCGUCGUUGUCCGAAAUUAACUUUCCCACUAAUUCCACAGAAAACUCAUUUCGCAUUUUAGAAGAGGCUAUACUAUCGUCGGGUGAAAGUGCCAUUACCACCACGGGAUCAUCGUCGACAAAUGGCAAUAAUAAGAAACGUCUCUGUUGCAAGUCUACGGACGGCCCCUGCCCCCACAACUGUGGCAGUGGCUGUAGUAGUGGCAUUAGCAGUAGCAGUAAUAGUAAUCGUAGUUCAAGUUCUUCAAAUGCCUCAUCAUCCAAUCAAUCGAAAUCGAAGAAAAAUCGUAGUUUUAAUAAAAUAUUUCGCAAAGUGUUUUGAGUUGUGGCCAAAACAAAACGCCUAAUGACACGGAUCCAGAAAAAUCUAUUGUGUAGAUGUUGAGUGAGGAGAAAAAGUGAUUCUUUUUUUUCCAACAUAAAAAUUGGUUAGUCCAGUUGUUUUGAUAUUUUUAAUAUAUAUUUUUUUAAUUACAUUUGUGUAAAUAUAUUUGUUUUAGAUUUUUGUUUGUUAGAUUAUUGUCAUAGAGCAAUCAACGACGCCAUGUUAUGAAAAAUAAAAAAUCGAAAUUGAAACGAAAUGAAAUGAAAUGAAUUGCAAAUUGUUAAGUCAGGCGAUCCAAUUUGGUAUUUCAUUUAAUGGACAGUUCUUGA
Musca domestica (house fly) is the source of this 5965-nucleotide messenger RNA. RefSeq lists its product as uncharacterized. Bases 405 to 5633 code for a protein of 1742 amino acids. The record is from RefSeq and is a predicted model, not a curated record. The transcript is spliced from 6 exons. Gene Ontology annotation, cellular component: membrane; cytoplasm. NCBI's taxonomy places the organism in Eukaryota, Metazoa, Arthropoda, Insecta, Diptera, Muscidae. Gene Ontology annotation, biological process: protein folding in endoplasmic reticulum.